AUGCUCCAUUCUUUCCGCGCAUGCUACACCGCCGGCGCCGCCGCCACGUCAAAAGGAGACAGCAUCAGCGCCAACUACUUCCUCGUAACAGCCAUCCCUCUGCUGCUGUCGACGGGGCUCCUCCUUUCCCGCUUCCUCAGAAGAAAGCAGCGGGCCCCACUGCCUCCCGGUCCGACCGGGCUGCCGCUGGUCGGUUACCUCCCUUUCCUCGGGACCCACCUCCACCGCGAGUUCACCGCUCUCGCCGCCACCUACGGCCCCAUCUACUCGCUCCGGCUGGGCAGGAAGCUUUGCAUGGUGGUCAGCUCCUCCUCCCUGGUCAAAGAGAUCGUCAGGGACCAGGACGCCAUCUUUGCCAACCGCGACCCGCCCAUCUCCGCCGUGGUGCUGACCUACGGCGGCGAUGACGUGGCAUUCUCGAACUACGGCCCACUCUGGAAGAAGCUCCGCAAGGUGUUUGUGAGGGAGAUGUUGGGUGGGGCGAAUCUGGAGGAGUGCUACGGACUAAGGAAGCAGCAGGUGAGAAGCUCCGUCAAAGAGGUGCACAAGAGAUGUUCCGGCGGGGAAGCGAUGGAUUUCGGCGAAAUGGCGUUCAAAACGACGACGAACGCCAUGCUGAGCAUGUUGUGGGGAGGAGUGGCCGGGGACGACGAGGGCUUCUACGGCGAGUUCAGGGAGCUGGAGUCGGAGAUGUUGGUGUUGAUGGGUACGCCGAACGUGUCGGACUUUAUUCCGGCGCUGGCCAGGUUUGACUUGCAGGGGAUCGAGAAGAAGUCCAAGAGGUUGCUCGACAAGUUCGAUGAGAUUCUGAGCUCGGUGAUCGAGGAGCGGUUGAGGGCGGUUGAGAAGCGGGGAGGCAACGGGAGGAAGGAUUUCUUGCAGGUGUUGUUGGAUUUGAAUCGCCACGGUGGCAGCGACGGUGAAAGCUAUGUUACUACCAAUCAAGUCAAAGCUCUGCUUAUGUUAAUUGAUUGGCUGACUUUAUUCCAACAGGACAUUUUGGUGGGUGGCACAGACACAACGUCGACCAUGCUGGAGUGGACGAUGGCACAACUGGUCAAACAUCCAGACGCAAUGUCCAAAGUCUACAAAGAACUCAACGAAAUCGUCGGUCAAAACGACAUCGUCGAGGAAUCUCAUCUCCCCAACCUAACCUACCUAGAAGCCGUCAUCAAGGAGACGUUUCGAAUCCACCCAGCUCUGCCUUUGCUAGUGCCACGCUGCCCCAGCAAAACGUGCGAGCUGGGUGGGUACACCAUCCCCAAGGGCACAAUCGUCUAUCUCAACGCCUACGCCCUCCACACUGACCCACAACUCUGGGAAGACCCUCUGGAGUUCAAACCGGACAGGUUCCUCAGCGUGGAGGACGACACGAAGUUCGAUUUCCAAGGGAACAACUUCCAGUUCCUUCCGUUCGGAUCUGGAAGGAGGGUGUGUCCUGGCCAGCCUCUGGCGGUCAACACGUUGAAAUACGUGUUGGCUACGUUAUUGCAUUCGUUCGAUUGGAAGUUGCCGGCGGGGACGGAGCUGGAGUUGGAGGACAAGUUUGGGAUUGUGAUCAAGAAGAUGAACCCUUUGGUCCUUGUUCCUACUCCCAGGCUGUCGAGUUUGGAGCUGUACUAG
Messenger RNA from Linum tenue, 1623 nucleotides. The record is from the annotation of a GenBank genome assembly. Lineage: Eukaryota; Viridiplantae; Streptophyta; Magnoliopsida; Malpighiales; Linaceae.